Salvelinus fontinalis (brook trout) is the source of this 5962-nucleotide messenger RNA. RefSeq names its product disintegrin and metalloproteinase domain-containing protein 10-like. NCBI's taxonomy places the organism in Eukaryota, Metazoa, Chordata, Actinopteri, Salmoniformes, Salmonidae. Gene Ontology annotation, molecular function: metalloendopeptidase activity involved in amyloid precursor protein catabolic process. Gene Ontology annotation, cellular component: plasma membrane; synaptic membrane. Gene Ontology annotation, biological process: membrane protein ectodomain proteolysis; Notch signaling pathway. The record is from RefSeq and is a predicted model, not a curated record.
AGUCAGGCCAGCCCAUCUGUGGUAAUGGGUUAGUGGAGCCAGGGGAGGAGUGUGACUGUGGAUACAGCGAUCAGUGCAGAGACCAGUGUUGCUAUGACGCCGAUCAGCCUGACAACAGGAAGUGUAAACUAAAACCCAACAAAGUCUGCAGUCCUAGCCAGGGCCCGUGCUGUACUCCUGAGUGCUACUAUAAGGGCCGUAAUGAGAAGUGUCGUGAGGAGUCUGAGUGUGCUCAUCAGGGCAUGUGUAACGGGGGUACGGCCCAGUGCCCCACCUCUGAACCCAAGGCCAACUUCACCGCCUGCCACGGAGAGACUCAAGUGUGCCUCAACGGGGGCUGUUCUGGCUCCAUCUGUGAGAAGUAUGGUCUGGAGGUCUGUACCUGUGCCAGCGUGGAGGGCAAGGACGAGACUGACGAGCUGUGCCACGUUUGCUGUAGUGAGAAAAUGGACCCCAACACCUGCAGCAGUACAGGUUCAGAGAAGCUGGCCCGGUUCUUCAAUAAGAAAGUCACCACGCUGCCCGCGGGGUCUCCCUGCAACGACUUCAAGGGCUACUGUGACGUGUUCAUGAGGUGUCGGCUGGUGGACGCGGACGGCCCUCUGGCCAGACUGAAGAAGGCCAUCUUCAACCCCGAGCUCUAUGAGAACAUUGCAGAGUGGAUAGUGGCUCACUGGUGGGCAGUGUUGUUGAUGGGCAUCGCUCUGAUCAUGUUGAUGGCUGGCUUCAUUAAGAUCUGUAGUGUCCACACCCCUUCCAGCAAUCCCAAACUGCCCCCACCCAAACCACUACCAGGCACGUUAAAGAGGAGGAGAGCCCAGCAACAUGCCCGGGACGCCCGAGACGCCCAGGUGCACCAGUCCCAGUCCCACCACGGAGGUGGAGAUCACGGCCAGCACCACCCAGUCUCCGGAGGCCAGCGGCAGCAGCCCUCACGCCAGGCCCAGCCACAGCCCCAGCCUCAGAGGCACCACCGCAGCCAGGGCCAGCCCAGAGAAAACUACCAGAUGGGUCAGAUGAGACGCUGAGCUGUUGAGACACUGGGGCUUCGGGGUUGGGACCGCUCGGGGUUGGGACCGCUCGGUCCGCUGCUCCCUCCAUCGACUGCUCCUUGCCUUGGCUCCUCCACGUGCCUAUCUAUGUAACUGGUGGGACUGGGCUUUGAACCGAUUUGUGGGAUUUUAAUCCGGGUCUUCAGGGUGGGAAUCUGACGUCCUGACCGUUUAGAUCAACAGGAUUUUCUUAGCUUUUUUUCUUGAUUAGGAUCGAUGGAAUCAAGGGAAAGGGAACCACACUUUAGUUUUUACACGUUUUUUUUUAGGAUUUCCUCUUGGUCUAAUGGUUAAGGUGUUGGGUUGCCACGUGGGAGGACCUGGGUUGGAAUCCCACCGGUUUACACCUAACAGUAGGAUAUAACACUUGCUUCAGUCCUUCCAAAGAACAGCCUUAACUGGUUGUUUACCAUCCUCAUACCCUCCAUCUACAAACAAAGCAGAGUUGAGAAAGUCAGAAUAAACGGACCCCCCCCCCUCCAACGACCACCACUGACUGUAGCCUGCAGCACGGCUGACCUCUUCAGUCUUGUUUUCUGUGGCUCUCGAUGUGCAGUGGAAUCCACCAUCAGUCAUUUUGUUUGACCAUCCACCAUUUUUUUUCUUUUUUUUUUUGAAGAGUGGAAGUGACCAUCCACCAUUUUGUCUUUUUUGUGGAGUGGAAGUGACCAUCCACCAUUUUGUCUUUUUUGUGGAGUGGAAGUGACCAUCCACCAUUUUUUUUUUUUUGUGGAGUGGAAGUGACCAUCCACCAUUUUUUUUUUUUUUUUUUUGUGGAGUGGAAGUGACCAUCCACCAUUUUGUCUUUUUUGUGGAGUGGAAGUGACCAUCCACCAUUUUGUCUUUUUUUGUGGAGUGGAAGUGACCAUUGGCCAUUUCCAAUGCAGUAAGUCUUCGGUCUGCCUCUUUUUCCCACCAAAUCUUUCUUUCUUUCAAUGGAGUGCCAACGAGUGGAGGAAUUGACUGGUUUCAUCACGUGUAGCUUUACUACCUUCGGUCAUGUUUUUUUCUUUCGAUUUGUAAAGUACCUCCUCUUGAGUGAGAACACCCGUGUGAUCCUUGGCUCCUGGUUGGUUGAAAUGUUUUGUCAGCCAUAUUAGCCAGGAAGUGAAGUGAAAAACACUCGGAGGAGAUUUGCUGUACUUAUGCUGUACAACACGACGUUUCAAACAUAACUGGGAAAAGAGACGGAGCUCUUCUCUUGGUUUUUCCAUGUAGACUGACUGUCUUCUGCAUGUGAUUGUACAGAUUUCAGUGUAACAUAAGUGAAAAAAACUAAACUAUUUCUUCUACUGUAAAUGUACGUAUGAUUCUUUACUGUUUUUUUGGUUAGUACUGUACUCUCAGGACAGUAACACAAAUGAAGAUAUCUGGAAUAGUAAAUGGGUGAGUUCUCUGUGGACUGGACACUGUAGUUGGAAAUUGACAGCAUUUCACCAAUCAAGUUCUUAUUUUUUUGCAGUGAUGGAAUCAUAUGGAUGGAAUUCUCUAUGGCAUUGUGUUUAGGGUCUGGUUGCUAGAUGCUAGGGUCCAAGGAUUGAACAAAAAGGUCACCAUCAUUUCCCACUACUUCUCACCUUUGACCUUUUGUGACGUUCAAGAUCUCCCUCAUCUCAUCUGGUAACAACUUGUUCUGGCCCUGUCAUGAUGUAACGACUUGUUCUGACCACGUCAUGAUGACAUUAUGAUGUAACGACUUGUUCUGAUCACGUCAUGAUGACAUCAUGAUGUAACGACUUGUUCUGGCCACGUCAUGAUGUAACGACUUGUUCUGAUCACGUCAUGAUGACAUCAUGAUUAAUGACUUGUUCUGGCCACGUCAUGAUGACAUGAUGUAACGACUUGUUCUGAUCACGUCAUGAUGUAACGACUUGUUCUGAUCACGUCAUGAUGUAACGACUUGUUCUGAUCACGUCAUGAUGUAACGACUUGUUCUGAUCACGUCAUGAUGUAACGACUUGUUCUGAUCACGUCAUAAUGACAUCAUGAUGUAACAACUUGUUCUGAUCACGUCGUGAUGUAACGACUUGUUCUGAUCAUGUCAUGAUGACAUCAUGAUGUAACGACUUGUUCUGAUCACGUCGUGAUGUAACGACUUGUUCUGAUCACGUCAUGAUGACAUGAUGUAACGACUUGUUCUGAUCACGUCAUGAUGUAAUGACUUGUUCUGACCACGUCACGAUGACAUCACGAUGUAACGACUUGUUCUGAUGACAUCACGAUGUAACGACUUGUUCUGAUGACAUCACGAUGUAACGACUUGUUCUGAUCACGUCAUGAUGUAACGAUUGGGGAUAGAAGAAUCAGGGGAAAGAAAGGAAAGGGAACUUCACUUUUAGUUUUUACACACUUCUUCUUUUUCUUGAUAUGUUUUGAUGCAGAAGAAUAGAACAAAUAACCACUAACGGAAAGCUGAUGAUUCUGCCUGUUAUAUUAGGUCAGUGAUGCGUUUUUUUUAAGAGACAUUUUAUGGCACGCAUUCAAAAUGGCACCCUAUUCACUAUUUAGCCCUAUGCACCCUGGUCAAAAGUAGUGCACUAUAUAGGGUUUAGGGUGCCAUUUCGGACAUACACUUACUUUAGUACAGAGUGCAUUAAUAGUAUCAAAUUGCUAGGUUUACGUGAGUGUGGAAAAUAUAUACAAAAACAAUUCCAGAAUGGAUUAAAAAAAAAUGAGUACAAUUGAUAUCAAACUGUUAAUUUUCAAUGUGGGCAUGGAGUCAUGAUCUUUUAAAUUUUAAUUUUAAAUAUGACUACGGUUGAUUUGACAAAGGUCUGUACUAAAUUGUCUGUUACGUAAUUGAUCACAACCGAUAACUUGCCAAUGAUAGCUGGGGUUGACUAGUCAGGUCUGUAGUACAGACAGCAGGGUGAGUAGUUAUUUCCAACUAACACUAUGUAUAGAGCUAGAAUCUGGAUUAAAUGGUCUUCCAUCCUGUAACAAUGUGUGUGGAUGCCUGGAUUGGGUUCAUUAUACAUCAAACGGAAGAAAACGGACUGCAACACGGAAGGGCCUACUUGGAUUUGUCUAAAAAAAAAAACUUUAAUUUUCGUUACAAAAUGUUUUGAACAUGGUUUUCUGCUGUGUGCCCUAAUGAAGAUGACCCUUUUGUGUUGCUCCAUUGUGUCCUUUACAGAGGUGAAGACUGUGGGCUUUUACAUUAACAUUGGUGUGCCAUACAUGUCUUUGUACUUGUGGGCGAACGAGUCAUAUCAUUUAUGAACGAGUCAUAUCUUUUUUAUCAUUACCUUUUUAUGUAGGAAAAAAACAGUAGGAAGGUCUCUAAAAGCCAUGCACUAGUUUGAAUGGAAGCCUGGUCCCAGACCUACUACUGCUGUCUGGCCAACUCCUAUGGUUAAUUGUCAUGCCAAACAGUGAUUUGACUAUGAUUUAUUUUGCAAAGGAGUUGGCCAGACAAACAGAUGUGUGGGUCCUGGAUAGAAGUGUCCGUUUUUUUUGAGGAGAUGGAGACUACGAGGCAGUAGUACUAGGUGUUUACUCCUGCCCUUUUAAUACUACAAAGACUGUAGGUUGGGUUGAUGUGGAACAACAUUUGGAACAUAGCCUAGAUCACGUAAACAACUUCAAAGCUAAACCCCAACCAGACUGUUCUGGGUCAAAUCUGUUCUUUUCAACACUAUCAUGCUGACCCCCAACUGUUCUGGGUCAAAUCUGUUCUUUUCAACACUAUCAUGCUGACCCCCAACUGUUCUGGGUCAAAUCUGUUCUUUUCAACACUAUCAUGCUGACCCCCAACUGUUCUGGGUCAAAUCUGUUCUUUUCAACACUAUCAUGCUGACCCCCAACCAUACUGUUCUUGGCCAUUUCCAGCAUGGUUCCAGCAACUAUGUUUUAAUGUGUAACCAGGCCAGGGCAGUAUAACUUGGUUUGGCUCGGUUCAGCUCGGUACUGUGAAAAGGGUAAUGGACUCUGUUGUGGACUUAGGCGCUUGUCUGUUUUCCAUUGAAUCCUGUAUUUCACAUUGCUGAAUAACUGGGAGACUGGAUGCUAAAUUCUGAAGUUUUUCUGAAGAGAAGGAAGCCGUUAAAAAAUAUAUAUCUGACCAGCUAGCACACACACAAUGUUCUCACAGUACACUAAGCCAGACAUAUUUCCCUGUAAACUUGUACAGUACUUGGAGAAUUUAGAGUUUUAAUUUGAAGAUAAAAAUCUAACAUUUUGAAAUCGAGGAAAAACUGUUCAGAAACCAAACAUCCCCUUCUCAAAACCUUCUGAGUAACACUUGAUUUUGAAGGGAACCUACGUAAGUAUUUUAUAACAUUCAUAAACCAUACAUAAAACAUUCAUAACCAGUACAUAAGUAUUUCAUAGUAGAUAUAAUGUAUUAAAUGCUUACACACUGAUUAUGAAUGUGUUAUAAUGUCUUACCCUUUAAAUAAAGUGUUACCAACCUCCCUUUCCUGGGUUAUUUUCGUAUCUAUGCUAGUUGAAAUGGGAUUAGUUUUAAAUAUAAUUUACUUUAAUUCUCCACCAUCAUGAAAAUGGUAAAAAAAAAAAAAAACUAAAUUCAGUGUGAUGGACUUAAAUGUUUCCUUCAUUCUCAUUUCAUUUAAGUCUGUUAUCCUGUGGCAUGGUUUGGGUUUUAUUUAAUUAUUUUUUUUAAAUUUCGUGGUCUUCAUGAUAUAGAAGGUUCUAAACGUAAAACUGAAAUGUCCAAAAUUGAGUUGAAAAAAUGUUGUAGGGGAAAUGAAGAUCUAGGCCCGAAAGAACACACGACGAUUAAAAAGUAAAAAAACUACUGUCUGAUUUUAAUGUUCACUGUGUUUUAUACAGUAUCAAACAUUGUUGUUCACUUUGAACAUUUUUACUAAAGAAAUUCAAAAAAUGUAUUGUGUAAUUUUUUUUGGAGUACUUUAAAUGCAUUAAUUAAAAGACUCGUUCAAAAUAAA